Molecule: messenger RNA, 3182 nt
Organism: Rhinolophus ferrumequinum (greater horseshoe bat)
Lineage: Eukaryota; Metazoa; Chordata; Mammalia; Chiroptera; Rhinolophidae
Gene: SOX7
Product: SRY-box transcription factor 7
Exons: 2
Coding region: 168-1319 (383 amino acids)
Biological process (GO): anatomical structure morphogenesis; regulation of DNA-templated transcription; cell differentiation
Molecular function (GO): RNA polymerase II cis-regulatory region sequence-specific DNA binding; DNA-binding transcription factor activity, RNA polymerase II-specific
Source: RefSeq, a predicted model, not a curated record
GCCGAGACGGAGGGAGGGGCCGUGCCGCCUUCCAGAGUCAUUGGAGGACGCGACUGCUCGAAGCUGAUAAAUAAGGGGCCGGGCCGCGGCUGCGGGCCAAGUUGGACGCCCCGACCGGUGCGAGGGCCAGGUCAGCACCCGCCCCGCGAGGCGACCCCCGUGCGGCCAUGGCCUCGCUGCUGGGAACUUACCCGUGGCCGGAGGGGCUCGAGUGCCCGGCCCUGGAAACCGAACUGUCGGAUGGGCUGUCGCCGCCAGCCGCCACUCGCCCGCCGGGGGACAAGGGCUCGGAAAGCCGUAUCCGGCGGCCCAUGAACGCCUUCAUGGUGUGGGCCAAGGACGAAAGGAAACGUCUGGCGGUGCAGAACCCGGACCUGCACAACGCCGAGCUCAGCAAGAUGCUGGGAAAGUCGUGGAAGGCACUGACGCUGUCGCAGAAGAGGCCAUACGUGGACGAGGCGGAGCGACUGCGCCUGCAGCACAUGCAGGACUAUCCCAACUACAAGUACCGCCCGCGCAGGAAGAAGCAGGCCAAGCGCCUCUGCAAGCGCGUGGACCCCGGCUUCCUGCUGAGCUCCCUCUCCCGGGACCAGAACGCCCUGCCGGAGAAGCGGGGCGGCGGCCGGGGGGCGCUGGGGGAAAAGGAGGACAGGGGUGAGUACUCCCCGGGCGCCGCCCUGCCCAGCCUGCGGGGCUGCUACCAGGAGGGGCCAAACGGCGGAGGCGGCACCCCAGGCAGCGCGGACAUGUACCCCUACGGGCUGCCCACGCCUCCGGAGAUGUCGCCCCUGGAUGUGCUGGAGCCAGAGCAGACCUUCUUCUCUUCCCCCUGCCAGGAGGAGCAUGCGCACUCCCGGCGCAUCCCCCACCUGCCCCGGCCCCCUUACUCCCCCGAGUACACCCCCAGCCCCCUCCACUGCAGCCACCCCCUGGGCUCCCUGGCCCUCGGCCAGUCCCCUGGCGUUACUAUGAUGUCCACCGUACCCGGCUGUCCCCCAUCUCCUGCCUAUUACUCCCCUGCCACCUUCCAUCCUCUCCACUCCAACCUCCAUGCUCACCUGGGCCAGCUCUCCCCCCCUCCUGACCACCCCGGCUUUGAUGCCCUGGAUCAGCUGAGCCAGGUGGAACUCCUGGGGGACAUGGAUCGCAAUGAAUUCGACCAGUAUUUGAACACUCCCGGCCACCCAGACUCUGCCGUGACCCUCAGUGGGCAUGCCCCGGGCUCUCAGGCGCCAACCACGGGCCCCACGGAGACCAGCCUCAUCUCUGUGUUGGCUGAUGCCACGGCCACGUACUACAACAGCUACAGCGUGUCAUAGAGCCCGAGGCCGCGGGUCCAGUCCUGCCUUGCCACCACUCUGCUUCCUGAGCACUGAGAAGAGCCGAGAUCUCCGUGCUACGGCCCUGGUGGGCAGGUCUGCACUGCCCGCCCCAGCGACCUGGGUUCUGCUCAUCCGACGGCUCUUCCGCCCCCUCCCCCACCCAUUCCACUGCCUGCAGCCUGCAUUUUGAGUACAUUCCUUCAAAUGAGUUUUUAUUGGCUAAUUGGGAAUAAGACAAGGUAGCUGCUGAAAGAUGCUGGUCCCAGGUGCAAUUUUCACCCACCUCUCCUCCCUGUCCCCAACCCUGAAACAAAUGUGUGAAAAGCCCAGCAGCAUUUACAACCUCUCCAAAAUCUGACACAACCUCAGGGAUACAGCCUGUCUGAUCUUUGGGUUCUCCAGAUGGGGAGACCCCUGGGCUGGGAUCCACAGACCCAGGAUCCUGGGAGGGCUGGUGACACACUGACUGGCAUCUCCUCCCCUUCCAGCCUGUCCCCCCACCUGAAAAGUGAGGGACAGAUUUGACACCUAAGUUUCCUUCUUCUCCAGGGUUUUCUGAUGUAGGAUUUUCUCAAGGCUAACUAAAAGGAAAACAAAGUUUGAUUCAGUGAGCUCCUUAAGCUGCAGCCUGUGGUGAUUCUGUGGGCACAGCCUGAGGACUCAAGGCUUUCUGCCCUCGGACUGCCUUCCAAAAUGAUCCUAGUCUUGUAAAAGGACUCUUUUCCAAUUUGAGAAAAAAAACACUCAUCUUGAUUUGGGAAAUGAACCAGUAGGGUUGACUACAUCGCUGAUAAUGAGAUUGAAUUCAAGCUGCUUUACUGAAAAUAUGUUUUUUAGAGAUGUUCUUUUUUUAUUACACACACAUUUCAAGAGACUAUACACAACCUGAAUAUAUACAGUGUGUGACGCACACACGUUCAUGCCCACCCUCACAGCCUAAAUCAGAUGCUCUUGUUGACAUUGGCAACUUCUUGUCAACUCCCUGUUCCUAAUGACCCAGAGAGCAGGGAUCCUAAAAAAGAAUUUCCUCCAAUCUGGAUCUGUUCAUUUCUUGAGCAAAAUUUCAGCAACCCUUCCUUCUGCAAAGUGCAGAAGCAAAAGGAACUUUCUUCCCAAUGUCUCCAUCUCCCUCUCUCCCUUUCCUGGGAUUCCUCCCCUCCAAUUCUUUGCUCUUUCUCCACCCCUAAAUUGGCCACUAAGUCAAAGAUCCCCCUGAUUUAAAACUUCCAAGUCCCAUUCCCAGGGCGGGGAUGGGACUGCAUCCUCCUCACCAGCCAGCUGUGUCUCCCGGUAACACCUUCAGCCAGCACUUCAAAACAGCUACCCCACUGCACCUUCACUGUACUUCCUUCCCGAAGACCAGAAACGCACAGUAAUUUGGAAAAUGAUUCUGAGCCUGGACCCCCCCACCAAACAUUCCCGUCCUUCUCUCAGGCUUUCUUUGAAGGAACACACCUAACAGUGAGCGAAAGGCAGUCGUUUGUCUUUUGAUGUCAGCAUAUUAUUGCCUGUAUGAAAUAUGUAAGUGUUUUAUAUAUUCUCUUAUUAUUUUCACCUUAUAUUUUGUAUUGUUGAAAGAUCCUUUUUUUUUCCCUUCCAAGAAGUCCUAUUGUAAAAUCACUUAUAAGGUAUGAUUAAUCUUUAUGCUAUUACUGUAUAUGACAUUUGGUAAUAAAUAGUAAAUCAUUGACAAUAAGAUUGACUGGUGCAGUCCCGAAUGUGUAUUAAUAAUCUUGUAAAACACGAUCACAGACAUUAAGCUAAACUGUUCCAUUUUUUUUGGCCAAGAAUUACACAUGUUUUGGAACAGUUGUAGAUAUUGAUUUGUCUAAAAUAUUUAAUUUAAAUAAACUUUUUUGU